Molecule: messenger RNA, 1282 nt
Organism: Musa acuminata subsp. malaccensis (wild Malaysian banana)
Lineage: Eukaryota; Viridiplantae; Streptophyta; Magnoliopsida; Zingiberales; Musaceae
Product: NAC domain-containing protein 58
Biological process (GO): regulation of DNA-templated transcription
Molecular function (GO): DNA binding
Source: RefSeq, a predicted model, not a curated record
GAAUACUUCUCGAUCGAACUCAUGUCCGUGUCGGCACAAUCUUAACUUGUUGGCCGCUGUAACGCGACUCGAGAGAGAAGAGAAGGGAAGGGAAGGAAACGGAGAGGAGAGCUCGCUUCGUGUUCCUCCUCCUCCUCCUCCUCCUCGACGAAGAAGAUAAAGGAGACGACGAGCGUCCAAAAGACUCCUCUGUCUUCCACCUUCCUGACGCAAACGAGAGCUCGACCAUGUCGGAUCCCGCGUCUCUUCCGCCCGGCUUUCGCUUCCACCCCACCGACGAGGAGCUGAUCCUGCACUACCUACGGAACCAGGCGGCCUCCCUGCCGUGUCCCGUGUCCAUCAUCGCCGAGGUCGACAUCUACAAGCUCGAUCCAUGGGACCUUCCUGGCAAAGCGGUGUUUGGGGAGCGCGAGUGGUACUUCUUCAGCCCCAGGGAUCGCAAGUACCCCAACGGCGUCCGGCCGAACAGAGCCGCCGCCUCCGGCUACUGGAAGGCGACCGGGACGGAUAAGCCCAUCCACGACAGCAGGGGGAACGAGCGCAUCGGGGUCAAGAAGGCGUUGGUGUUCUACGAGGGAAGGCCUCCCAAGGGGAGCAAGACGAACUGGAUCAUGCACGAGUACCGCCUCGAAGAAGCUCGGAGGAGCAACUGCUACAAGCUGAAGCACGCCUCCAUGAGGUUGGAUGACUGGGUCCUCUGCCGGAUCUACAAGAAAAAGGGCAACCUGCAACCGGUGCCGCCAUCGAUGGACGAUCGAGAACGACAAGAUCCAGCAGACUCUGCCUCGUCCAGCUUUCACGGCAUGAAUCGAGCUCUGUCCAUGGCAGAUCUCAUGGAGGACUACUCAGCACCGUCACACCUGUUCGCUAACCUGCCGGUGAUGCAGGGAUCCGAGCUUGGCUUUCUCAGGGCUCAACCGAGGAUGGAUCAUCAGCUCUUACGACCUGGAAACAUCGACGGCAGCAGCGAUUUCCACUACCAACUCGCUCGACAGAAGAAACCCAGUGAUGCGACCAUCUACACCGCUGACUUCAGCUCGCUGAGCCAACGAUUGCUCGAUCUGCCCGGCUCUCAUCUGUGAUUACAUCGAGCGAGACGCAGAAACAGCUUGCAUUAGCAAUCGACGAGAAGCCAUUCUUUAUCUCCACAACCACAAGCUUUAUGUUGGAUCGAAGAUAUCAUGCGAUACACAUGAAAGUCAUAAUGUUUCUAAAGAACUAUUGUGGUUGAGAAUCUUAUGGAAGUCUUAACGAUGCAAACACCAAUUUCGUUUAUCUUUUA